AUGGCAAACAAUCUCAUCUCCACUUCCACAGCUGCCACCACCUUCAUAGUCGUCCUUCUCUCACUCCUCCUCGCCGGAAAAUCCCAGACUUUCUCAACCAGCUUGCGACGAACAGCGAUGCCACGUGGAAAGCAAAACCUAACGCACCUCCAUUUUUUCUACCACAACGUGGUUGGCGGCCCAAAUGCAACCGCCAUUCGGGUGGCUGAAGCCCCAAUUACCAACACUUCCGCCACCGGAUUUGGGGCGGUGAUCAUGGUGGACAACCUCUUGACAGUGGGCCGGAACCUAACUCUACUCGGGUGGGAAGAGCUCAAGGGAUGUAUGCAUCUGCGGAUUUGA
Messenger RNA from Lactuca saligna, 342 nucleotides. Lineage: Eukaryota; Viridiplantae; Streptophyta; Magnoliopsida; Asterales; Asteraceae. The record is from the annotation of a GenBank genome assembly.